Messenger RNA from Mesorhabditis belari, 1338 nucleotides. NCBI's taxonomy places the organism in Eukaryota, Metazoa, Nematoda, Chromadorea, Rhabditida, Rhabditidae. The record is from the annotation of a GenBank genome assembly.
AUGAGCAAUUGUGGAUCCCAAGAGAAAAUCGUGAUCACAUUUGACACCGAUCCGCAGUACUAUUUAAAGUCACUUACCUAUGCGGGAAUCAUUGGUUUAUUCGUGAACUCUUUCGGCGCUUAUGUCAUCCUUUUCCGAUCACCCGCUCAUUUCAAAACCUAUCGCUGGCAUUUAUUGAACUAUCAGGUCUGCUCAAUGGGGUGCGAUGCUGUGAUGACUCUUUGCGCGGCUCCGGUUUUCUUCUUGCCGAUUCCCGUAUGCAUGCCGAUGGGACUAUUCAAUGCAAUGGGGAUGAACCCUGGAUUGCAGAUGGCAAUUAUCCUCUCCUUUACCUAUUUCAUCUUUCUCACUCCGCAUUUCAUCUUUCUCCCAGCCACUUUCGAGAAUCAAGCCGCGAAAAAGGUGCAAUUGUUGGCGGAUCAUCCAGUUUAUCAAGAGGUUUGGGCAGGAAAUGUUUCAAAGAUCGAUGAAAAAGUGAUCAUCUUUUAUAUGAAUGGAGACAAUUCUCUUGCCAAGUAUAUCAUUGCCGAGACAGUGCUUGGAGCGAUUCUCGGCUUCACAAUGAGCUGGUUUUGGAUGCACACUGUGUACAUUUUUCGACAAAAGGGCAAAUACUCGAAUGCAACAAAACAGCUACAGUACAAGAAGUACUUGGUGAAUCUCAGCUCACAGAUGACUGUUCCAAUGAUGACCAUGAUGUAUCCAGGCUCACUUCUCGGUUUAGUCAUCAUCUUUCAAGUGUGGAAUGUUCAAGAAAUUGUUCAAAUUGCAAUCUUUUUGUUUUCUUGUCACGGGAUUGUUGGAACGAUAUCGAUUCUUUUAAUGAAUGAACAUUACAGGAAUUAUUUGAGUGAACGCUUUUUUAGCGCUCAAGGCGCUCAAGGCGCUCAAGGCGCUCAAGGCGCUCAAGGCGCUCAAGGCGCUCAAGGCGCUCAAGGCGCUCAAGGCGCUCAAGGCGCUCAAGGCGCUCAAGGCGCUCAAGGCGCUCAAGGCGCUCAAGGCGCUCAAGGCGCUCAAGGCGCUCAAGGCGCUCAAGGCGCUCAAGGCGCUCAAGGCGCUCAAGGCGCUCAAGGCGCUCAAGGCGCUCAAGGCGCUCAAGGCGCUCAAGGCGCUCAAGGCGCUCAAGGCGCUCAAGGCGCUCAAGGCGCUCAAGGCGCUCAAGGCGCUCAAGGCGCUCAAGGCGCUCAAGGCGCACUACUAUUAGAGAAAAUACGAUAUUAUUUAUACACAGUGAGUGGUGAAGAGCGAACGCAAGCGAUUUCAUUGAAUGCUGUCUUGCAAAGUUCAAAGAAAAACUCGACUCGACCAUCAACUGCUCAACCGGCAAUCAUUAUGGGA